Messenger RNA from Pocillopora meandrina, 2571 nucleotides. Lineage: Eukaryota; Metazoa; Cnidaria; Anthozoa; Scleractinia; Pocilloporidae. The record is from the annotation of a GenBank genome assembly.
CCCACUACCAAAUUUCGCGUCGUAAAAAUUGAUAAGAAAAGCUCGCACUUACUGUCAAAGAUUUGCCACAAGUUAGUGACAAAACAAUGCUUUUCAUGGUGCUUGUUCCUCCUAUCUGUGGUUUAUUCAAUUGCUAAUUAACUCUGUUGUCAAAGCUGCUCACAGGAUUAUUUCGAAGUACUCAGUUUAAAAUCCCCUAAAUCGUUACAUACACAAGAAAACAAUGACGACCAAAACCUUUCUACUACUGAUUGUCUUCGCGGUUGGUAAGUUUAAUCUAAACGAACAUCUACUGUUAUUUGAUUUAAGUUACACAUCUGUUAGGCUUUCUUCUCAUUUUCAAACAUAAGCUUAAAAGAUAGUUAAUUACUCCGUAUUGCGCUCACAACGGGAGUUUAUAGAGCGGAUGUUUAAAUACAAACUGAUUAGUCCAGUAGCCGUGAAAUGAAAUAUACUCUAGUUCAAACUCAUAGACUUUGUUGUGUCUACACGACAAAAUUAUAACAACAAUAAGCUUUAGAAUUCCACGUAUAGAAAAUUUCAUCUUCAGCUGUUAUUUUUCGGUGGAUAGGCAUCGCGAGGAAAUACGUUGAAAAAACAGAUCAAUACAAGUUAAAUCUAUAACCUUGGUUUUAUCGCAGAGAACCUGUCAGUACGGUAAGUAAGUGAACCUUCUUCAAAGGCACAUAGGCGACUGCUUGUUUUCAAAACGGUUUUUGUUUUUUAUGAAAUAAUUUUCAGUGCGAUACCUGAGUACAUACUCCUAAAAUAUCGCUUGAUCCUAGUUCGACCACUCUAUCUAACGAUGAGUUCAUAGUACCAUGUCGUAUUUUUAUUUUUGCCGGAAUUUGGCACAGAAAUUGGUUACCUAAAAAUUUACGCCACUAUUAAACUGCGCUUUUACUGAACUGAAAUUAAUUGAAGCAACUGACUCACUAAUCAUUUGGAAACUACGUGUGAACAUUGCUUUUUCAGCUUGUAAAUGUGUUAUUCCAAAUAAUUAUUCUACUGGUAGCACUGACAUUUGAAUGGAACCACAAGACGCGGGAGGAGGGACUACAUGAUAAGAUGACUUGGUUCAAUGAUCAGAUUAUUGCUACAUGUCACUCUGAAUUAUUUCCUUUUCGCUGGAGUAACGCAUUUAGAGUUUUUAGGUAUAAAUAGCAAUUUAAAAUUUUUUUUUUCGUGUCCCAUUUUUUUACCCACGGUAAGAGCACAAAAAACAGUUUGCUCUCUCUUGAAUGACCUGACUUAUCCCCGAGACCCCUCGCUUUCUUGGCUGGUAGAGGUUACAGAUUAUUCGAGUCGAAACGAAAGCUACUCCAGUUUCAGCGGAAGUACGGAUUGAGGGUUGAGACUGUUUAUAUUUUCUUCCCGUACUGUGAUUAACCUUACUUAGUAGAGACUUGCGACUCGAAAGCGAGGCUAAGAAUGCUUAGAAUAUAUCUACUAGAGUUCAAUCAUUAGUGCUACUAUCUGAUUAGCUACGCUACUCGCUGUUUAUUCCUCGAUAGACAGUGACUAAGGUGAGUAGCCUAUAAGGGUGUUAUCAUGUUCGCGUACGUACUUUUAUAGUGAAUAGUACAAGGUUUCUAGCUUAGACUUCAGGGGUGGAAGACAAAACUUGUAUUUCUUUCACUAAACGUCGGGCCAGAGCACCAAAUAAAUCGUUCACAACUCACUUGGAGCGAUUGUUGCACAUUGAUCACGUUCCUUUUGAGCGGCUGUUUUCUAUCUCCUAGUCUGACAGUCUGGUCAAUUCAUCCAAAGCACUAUAAAGUCAGUUGUUAACCCUAAUUUCUAUAGAUUAAAAAAUAAAUCUUAAGAAAUCCUCAGAAACCCUUUGUCUUGUUGACAGUUUCAAUUGGGACCAAUGCCAAAAAUCCAGAAGUCUGUAACCUGCCGAAAUUUCAAGGCCCUUGCAGAGCAGCGAUACCAAGAUUCUACUACAACAGUGAUACAGGAGAAUGUGAGCAGUUCAUUUAUGGAGGAUGCGAUGGUAACGCAAACAACUUUGACACCAAGGAAGAAUGCGAGAAGAAAUGCAAAUAACCUUUUACUUAAGUGAGUUGCGAAUCUCGAAAACUUUGCUUCUCUUUACUGUCCGAGAAGGACUUAGAAAAAAAAAAUUCAUGAAAGCGUAGCCACAGUUACUUUCGACUGACUACACACUGCAACAACAAGAACUACUAUUAUCACACGACCGAGUCCUUAUAUACAUUUACAAAGUGUUCCAGAACAUUCCAGAAGCUUACACACAAGUAUUUUAGUAGUGUUAAUUAUUAAGUAUUUAUCAUUAAAAUAGUAGAAUGUUCUACAAAGUUCCAUGGUGUGCAUGUCAGUAUGACUAAGAAUUCUAGAAAUUUCUAGAAACUUAUUUCUACAGUCACUAUCUAUAACACUUCCCAGAACUUUAGAACUGGUGUAAAGCCGAAUGGAAUUGAAUUUCUUUUAUUUCUUGUGAACGCAUAACAUUUCUAAGCUUUCAUGGAGAGAAAAGCGUAAAAAUAAAGGAGUUAGCUACCAAGUACAUGUAGAAUAACAUUUUCUUUUUUUUUUAUUAAGAUGAAU